UCUCUCCCUCUCCAAUAAAUAAGCCUCCUUACCGCCCUACUUCCCAAACCAAACCUCACCAAAGCUCUCUCUCUCUCUCUCUCUCUGCUCGUCGUCAAGGUGAAGAUGACGGCCGGUGGACGGAGGGUGACGGUGUACGCCAAGUCGACGGCCGUGUCGGGGACGCCGGUCCGGCCGGGGAAGACGUACCCGCUAUCGUCCUUGGACCACCUGAUGGGGCGGCACACGCUGCACUUGGUGUUCUACUACCGGCCCGGUCCGACGCUGGACCGGGACGGGCUCAAGGAGUCGCUGUCGGAGGUGCUGUCGCACUACCCGGCCGCGACGGGCCGUUUGAGUCGAGGGGAGGACGGCGGCUGGAUCGUCAAGUGUAACGACGCCGGCGUCAGGUUGCUGGACGCCAGGGCCAACGUGACGCUGGAGGAGUGGCUCGGCUCGGCCAGCGCCGAGGAGGAGAUGGAGCUCGCCUAUUGGGAGCCCAUGGGGGACGACCCCUCCAUCUGGUCCCCAUACUACAUUCAGAUAACGGAGUUCGAGGACAAGGCCUUCGCGAUCGGGCUGAGCUGCACGCACAUGCACGCCGACCCCACCUGCGCCACCCUCCUCGUCCGCGCCUGGGCCGACUCCCACCGCCGCGCCUGCAUCGCCUACGCUCCCUUCCUCCACCCCCCGGCCUUCCUCCCCCGCCCCGAUCCCCGCCCCUCCCACCCCCUCCUCUCCCUCAAAUCCUCCUCCACCCCCUUCGCCUCCAACUCCAAGAUGUCCUCCGCCACCUUCCGCUUCUCCGACCUCGCCGUCAAGUCCCUCCUAGCCGACCUGCAGCCCGACGCCUCCCCUUUCUCCGCCCUCGCCGCCCUCUUCUGGUCCCGCAUCGCACGUGCCGCUGGCGUGCCUCCGGGCCCCGGCGAGCUCACCCUCGUCGUGGACGUCCGGAAGCGCAUGCAUGCGCCGCUCCCUCAUGGGUUCUACGGCAACGCCCUCCACUUCUCCCGCGCCCGCGCCAACCUCGCCGCCGGGGUGGCCCACGUGGUGGACGAGCUGGGGCGACACGUGGCGGGACUGCCCGAGGAUGAGGUCUGGGCUGCGGCGGAGUGGGCGCACGAGCGGCGGCACCGAGGGGAGGAGGCGUUCCAGAUGUACGGGCCGGAGCUCACGUGCUUUGCGCUGGACCACUUGAUGGCGUACGGGGCGGCGUUCGAGAAGGAGGGGGAAGGGGGGAGGCCGGCGCAUGUGAGCUGUCGGGUGGGCGGGGCGGAGGGGGAGGGGCUGGUGGUGGUGUUGCCGGCGGCGGAGGAGGGAGCGGCGCGGACGGUGAUGGUGACGCUGCCGGAGGAGGUGGCGAAGACGAUCUGCCGGGACGACGCCAUCCUGCGAUACGGGCCCACCGUCAUGUUCGCGGGGAGGGUUUAGUGGGUCACAUUCCAGGUGGGUUUCUGGUGGCGGAAAAUUAUGCGCGUGCGUGUUCCGGUUCUUAUGUUUGUAAUAAAAAUCGGCGGAAUUUAACGUCUGGUCGAUUAGUGGACCCGAUUUUAACCUGUAAUCACUAUUGAUCAAAUUUAAAACUUCCGAUCCAGUGUUA
Elaeis guineensis (African oil palm) is the source of this 1579-nucleotide messenger RNA. RefSeq names its product protein ECERIFERUM 26-like. Gene Ontology annotation, molecular function: acyltransferase activity, transferring groups other than amino-acyl groups. NCBI's taxonomy places the organism in Eukaryota, Viridiplantae, Streptophyta, Magnoliopsida, Arecales, Arecaceae. The record is from RefSeq and is a predicted model, not a curated record.